UCUAAGCAAAAAUAAGAGAGAGUUCGGCCAUGGCAAGAAAAAAUUAACCCUCCAAAUUUUAUCCCCAAAAAUUAUAAUUUUCUAGUAUUCCUACUAAGUCAAGGGUGCUCUACAACAUGGUGUAAUUGUUUUGGAAGUUUGGAGACUUGUUUCAUUGAUUUGGAAGUGAAGAAGUUAGAAGAAAAAGAUUUUGGAGGAAACGGGAAUUGAAUUUGGACAACCGUAAAACGUCAAAAAGUAAUGCCUCCGAGGAAAACGACGGCUACCCAAAAGGGCAAAUCAGUAGCACCCGGUGAGAUUGGUCAGGCGCACAGAGUUACCAGGGCCCGAUCGAUGCCUGAGAGGGAGACUGUGCCCCCGACAGCCAGCUCUGCUACACCGCCAGAAAUUAGGGCAGCCCCAGCUGAAGAUCAGAGGGCGGAUUCACCAGUAUUUGGAGCCCCAGCACCCGAGCCUCUAGCUCCACAGUCAGGAGCAGAAGGCAGGGCUAUGCAGGAUGCGGUGCAGUUAUUGACUAGGUUGGUGGCUGGACAGGAACACAGACGCGGUUUAGGCGGAGAUCCGGUACACAAGUCUGAUAGUUCGAGGGCUCGUGAGUUUCUGACUUGUAACCCUCCAGAGUUCUUUGGGACAAAGCCCGAAGAGGACCCCCAGGAGUUUGUUAGAGAAAUGCAGCGCACUUUACGUUUGAUUAAAGCUUCUGCAACUGAGUCGGUUGAGUUGGCUUCAUAUAGAUUGCACGAGGUAGCUGCUAACUGGUUUGAGUCCUGGGAGCUGUCCAGGGGUAGACUAGCUUCUCCAGCAGUAUGGGACGAGUUUACAGAGGCAUUUAUCAGUCAUUUCCUGCCUCCUGAGAUGCGUAGAGCCAGAGUGGACAAAUUUUUACAGUUAAGACAGCGAGGCCGCAGUGUUCGCGAGUAUAGUUUGGAGUUCGACUCAUUGGCUCGACAUGCACCUGCUCUGGUAGCUGACAUGACAGACAGAAUGCACAGAUAUGUGAUGGGCCUAGAUCGUUAUCUGGUGGAUAGUUGUUUGGUGAUGGCUGCUCAGCCAGGGAUGGACAUCGCCCGUAUUCAGGCAUAUGCUCAGGGCAUGGAGGACAGACAUAGAGGACGCCAGUCCGACCGAGAUUUUGGCAGAAGUCAGCCCAAGAGGGCCAGGUCAGCUGGAUAUUUUGGAGAGUUCCGAAGUAGGCCAUUCCAGCAGCAGGGUAGCAGACAGCCCACCCAGCCAGCACGGAGUAUGCCUUUACUAUCCUCAGGCCGGAGAUCAGGUGGCACAGGAUAUUCGGGAGCUGGUUUGAGCUCUAGGGCUUCCGGUUCGCAGUUAGACAGAAGUUCUGGUCAGAUGCGGCCACCCAGGCCCCCGUGUUCUUAUUGUGGUAGGUACCAUCCGGGAGAGUGUUAUCGUGCUACAGGAGCUUGUUUUGUUUGUGGUCGUCAAGGCCAUACGAUGAAGGAUUGCCCGAAUAAGGGUGAUUCAGGUGGAGCAGCUCGACCUACAGGAUCAUUUGCUGGGUCAUCAUCUUCUUCGGUAGCUAUGCGCCCCACGGGGCAGGGUGUGUCUACACCAGCAGGUCGUGGUAAAGGUCGGGGUGGAAUUUCUGGUUCUAGCGGCCCUUCGAACCGCACCUAUGCCUUGGCCACCCGACAGGAUCAAGAGGCGUCUCCAGAUGUGAUCACAGGUACAUUAUUGAUCUUUUCCCAGAUUGUAUAUGCAUUAAUAGAUCCAGGCUCUACAUUAUCAUAUAUUACUCCGAUGAUUGCUGAUAAGAUUGGUGUAAAUUCCAAACCGAUAGAACCGUUUGAGGUAGCUACUCCUGUAGGAGAUUCUAUUAUAGCAAGGCGAGUAUAUAAAAGUUGCUCAGUAAUUAUAUGUGACCAUUGCACUAAAGCAGACCUAAUAGAAUUGGAGAUGACUGAAUUUGAUGUGAUUAUGGGAAUGGAUUGGCUAUCUUCCUGUUAUGCUAAUGUUGACUGUCAACGGAAGGUAGUUUAUCUUCAAUUUCCAGGAGAACCAGUGAUAGAAUGGGCAGGUAAUACAGCAUCUCCGAGAGGGAAGUUUAUUUCUUACCUUAAGGCGAGGAAGAUGAUUAGAAAAGGUUGUAUUUAUCACCUGGUUCGCGUGCAGAAUUUGCAGGCUGAAGCGCCAACUAUUCAGUUAGUUCCAGUUGUUAAUGAAUUUGUAGAUGUAUUCCCAGAUGAUCUUCCAGGCCUUCCUCCUGAACGGGAGAUAGACUUUACCAUAGAUGUGCUGCCAGAUAUCCAUCCGAUAUCUAUUCCCCCAUAUAGAAUGGCACCUGCAGAAUUAAAGGAACUGAAGGAGCAAUUGAAAGACUUCGGUAUUUAUGGACCUGAUGAAUCGGGUAUUCAGACCAUUCCUGGAUAUGUUCCAUUUUUGGGACAUAUUGUCGGCGCUGAAGGUAUUCGGGUAGAUACACAAAAGAUCGAGGCUGUAAAGAACUGGCCUAGGCCGACGACACCUACCGAGGUACGUAGUUUCCUGGGAUUAGCAGGAAAGGCCAACGUUGUAGCAGAUGCACUCAGCCGUAAGUCCUUGGGUAGCUUGAUAAAUGUUCCAGCAGAAAAGAAGGAAAUAGUUCGUGAAAUUGGUCAAUUGGCCAGUCUUGGAGUUCGGUUGGCUGAAUCGGGAGAUAAUGGGAUUUUAGUUCGAGAGGUUGCUGAAUCUUCCAUUAUAGAAGAAAUAAAGCGAUGUCAAUAUGAAGAUCCUAUUUUGGCACAUUAUCGAGAUACCUGUAUUGACAAAGAGAAGACCCCUUUUGGUAUUACAUCUAAUGGAGUAUUAUUAUACAGGGACAGGCUGUGUGUACCUGAUGUUGCUGGGCUACGGCAACAAGUUAUGGGUGAGGCACAUCAUGCUCGAUAUUCUAUUCAUCCGGGUUUACCUCGCACCCCACGGAAGUACGAUUCAAUAUGGGUUAUUGUUGAUAGGUUGACUAAGUCAGCCCAUUUCCUUCCGGUUCGAAUCACAUAUUCAGCUGAGGAUUAUGCCAGGUUAUAUAUUAAGGAGAUAGUAAAGCUCCACGGUGUUCCUGUGUCUAUUAUCACUGACAGAGGUGCCUAG
Solanum dulcamara is the source of this 3084-nucleotide messenger RNA. RefSeq lists its product as uncharacterized. Gene Ontology annotation, molecular function: nucleic acid binding; zinc ion binding. NCBI's taxonomy places the organism in Eukaryota, Viridiplantae, Streptophyta, Magnoliopsida, Solanales, Solanaceae. The transcript has 7 exons. The record is from RefSeq and is a predicted model, not a curated record. Bases 241 to 3084 code for a protein of 947 amino acids.